AUUUUGCGCUUGGAAGACGGACCCUUGGAAGACCUAGAUCACCGGAGUCACUCUGCUGGGUACAAAUGGCUUCAGUAGUUGAAAUGAUACAGAAGCUGUCACUGACAGAGAAGUGUGCAGUGUCUGUCAAAGCAGUGGAGAGUGACUACAUUCUAGACAUAACAGCACACAGGUGCAGGGAGGCCAAGGGAAACAACUUGUUGGCAGCCACCAGCAGCAACUUCUCCAUCCAACUGAUGUCUCGCAGUAACCUGGCCUCUGUAGGAACACUCACAGGACACACAGAUGUUAUCACCGGUGUUUGCUGGGCCCGCACAGAGCCGCACCUUCUGUUCUCAUCCUCUUCUGACAAAACUAUCAGAUGUUGGGACUGUAGAACAAAGCCAUCAAAAGAAGUUCAACAAUUCACAGGUUCAGAUGAGACCAACAAUCUCUUCACGUGCCUGGAUGUGAAUGUGACAGACCAGGUUCUGUGUGCAGGCCUGGAGAGGGACACGGAUGAGAACGCCUUCAUCUUGUUUUGGGACCGUAGAAACAAGGAGCUUAUGGGAGCCUACAGUGAGUCGCACCAAGAUGAUAUUACUCAGGUGAGAUUUCAUGGAACACAAAAUGACAAGCUCGUGUCAGGCUCCACAGACGGUCUGGUUUGUCUGUUUGAUCUCACAGCCGAUUGCGAGGAUGACGCUCUUCUGUACACGUUCAACACGUGCUCCACGGUGUGUCGUAUAGGCUGGACAGGACCAGGGCAGGACCAUGUGUAUGCCACCACGCACCUGGACGGCUUGUACGUCUGGGACAGUGAAAUGGGUGAUCCAGUUCUGCAGUGGGCAGAUUUGAAAGCUCAACUCAAGGGUACACCCAGUAUUGACUACAUAGUGGACUGUUUCACCACUAGCAAUGACCAGAUGUUUGCUGUGGCUGGGACGCACAGUGGAGACAUGCAUGUAUUCCAACUGCCAGGGGGUUCCAGUGAGCCGAAUCUGCAGUGUUCUCUCUCUGGCGGGCAUUCCACCACUGUGCGCUGUAUCCACUGGGACGAUCAGACCUCCACGCUGGUGACCGGUGGGGAGGACUCCAUGCUGUGCCUGUGGUCAGCCAGCGGUCAGAUGGUCACCAAGGCAACCAGCAUGCAGGCAAAAGCAAAAAGUCGUCGAAGUGCCAGGGGUCGGAACAAGCCAUACAAAAAAUGACAGAUUUGACCUUCAGAAAGUGCUACAAACCUUGCCUCAAGUUGUUUGGGUGGACGUCUAUUACAGCAUCAUGUGACUAUGAUUUGUGGAAGGAAUCUACUAAUGUAUUACAGUAGGAGGCCAAUCUGGUUUAAGUGACACAUUUAAAAAAAAAUCUCUUGUUGCCAAUGUGCUCUUUAUGGACGAAGAGUGGAAGGCGGGUAAGAGUCAGAGGGCAUGAAGAACUAACAUUUAAAAGUAAACAAUCAUGCACUUACGGUGAAUGAAUGUGAAAUACCAUACACUGGAAUGGCUGUGCAUUUAGAAAAAAAAACAGUGCAGCACAAACUGACUUUGUUAACAUCAAAGGUUGGCAUAUUAUGUCGCUUAUUCCAUUUUGUGUUGUGUUCAUAAAGCAGCCGGAUAUGGGAAGCGGAAAGGUAUUGGCCAGUGAAAAGACCAAUAAUUUUUGGGGUGACAAAAUGGGUUAAAAAACAUUUCAUGGGACAAUUUUUACUAAGUUCCCUAAAGAAUCUUACACCUUUAUUGUGCAAGCAUUCUUAUGGUUAAAAAUUGUAGGUAGUUGGGACAAAGAUUGAGAUCUCAAAUGUUCUUUGUUAUGGACUCUUGUAUGUGAAAAGGUACAAACCAUACAGUGUCGCAUAUGGCCAGAAACUAUGUAAAAAAAAUAGACUUUGUUUCACGUCGUUUGCUUGUCAAGAAGGAAAGGUUCACUAAAGAAGACAUUUUGUUUAGUUUAAAAAUACGCAAGUGAAAGUGCUCAAAAGAUUAAGGUUGGUCGAAGGAUAUACCCAUUAACUGUGCAAAAUAGUGUGGCGUAAUUACUCUGCAUUAUAUGGUAUCAUCUAUUAAUGUAAAAAUUAUAAUGUUUCUGAUGGAUAUUAUAGUGUUGUUUGAGUUUUCCAAAACACAGAUGAAAAUUACAUUAUGUACUUAAAAAAAUAAAUAUUUGUUAUUGUUAUUGUCUUGAAAGAUAUGUUAAUGAUAUUUUAGCCCUAUAUUAUUUAUACAAGACCAUGCAUGAAAUAAAGGACAAAAUUGUA
This is a messenger RNA of Dreissena polymorpha, 2233 nucleotides long. RefSeq names its product WD repeat-containing protein 89-like. The transcript is spliced from 13 exons. Bases 66 to 1190 code for a protein of 374 amino acids. Lineage: Eukaryota; Metazoa; Mollusca; Bivalvia; Myida; Dreissenidae. Gene Ontology annotation, molecular function: protein binding. The record is from RefSeq and is a predicted model, not a curated record.